Molecule: messenger RNA, 964 nt
Organism: Rhincodon typus (whale shark)
Lineage: Eukaryota; Metazoa; Chordata; Chondrichthyes; Orectolobiformes; Rhincodontidae
Product: UPF0329 protein ECU05_1680/ECU11_0050-like
Exons: 6
Coding region: 81-515 (144 amino acids)
Source: RefSeq, a predicted model, not a curated record
ACAGCGGGGCCGGGACACUGACGGUGGCUUGUGUCGCCCCGGGACAGCGAGCGCUGGGAGCAUGAGGAACGCGGGGCGAUAUGUUAUCAGUAAGGGACCUGUACAGGCUGUUGGGCAUCCCCAGAGAUAACUUUGAGAAGGUGGAGGAAAAUGCCAUGGAAUGUGGUGAAGGGACGAAUGGAGAAGGGAAUCCAAUCAAUCUCUCCUCCAUUCAGGACGGUGGAAUCAAGUUGGACACACACAUGGCAGACCAGGAAAGAGCGAAAAAAAAAGCAGAAAGGCGAAGAGCCAAAAAAAAGCGUCAGAAAGAGAGAAGAAAACAGGAGAAAGGAAGAAGCGAUGAGGAGAACAAACCGGAAAAAGAAGACAGUGAUAGUAAUGAGGAGAUUGAAACAACUGUUAAAAUACAGAACAUUCCAGAAGGAGGAAAAGAGACCUCCGAACGUCUGAACGUCUUUGAUAAUUCUUGCAGUAUACCAGGCCCAGUGAUGAUAGACGAGGAGGGUGGAAAGUGAGAACUCAUUUUGAGGACUUUUAAUUGUACUGAUGUGGAAGCAAUUUUUAAUCUUCAUUUAUGCAGUGUUUAUGAUGAGGUCAGAUUCACUGUCCAGAGCUCUCAGAAACGCACCAGGGCUUAAUGGGAAAUGUUUGUGGAGGCUGGCUGCUUUUAAAACAAAAAGGUUUCAGGACGCCAUAGCAGUUGCAAUGGGCCGAAGGACCUCUCCUGUACUGUACGGUUCUAUGGGUGACGAUGCAGACUCGUAAGCUGCCAUCACUCAUUAUAAUCAUCACUUAUCGAAGCCUAUAAUUAAAAGAGAAAGUGUUGAAAAACGCUCAGCUCAGCAGCUGAGAGAGAGAGACACACAGAGGGGAAGAGGUGAAUGCAGGGUCAAUGUUUCAUGUCAAUGACCUUUCAUCAAAAUUUUCUCAAAAUAAUAAAGCUUUGGGAAUUUCCUUGCUUAAA